Messenger RNA from Xenia sp. Carnegie-2017, 2068 nucleotides. RefSeq names its product procollagen galactosyltransferase 1-like. Gene Ontology annotation, molecular function: procollagen galactosyltransferase activity. The transcript has 13 exons. NCBI's taxonomy places the organism in Eukaryota, Metazoa, Cnidaria, Anthozoa, Malacalcyonacea, Xeniidae. Bases 75 to 1835 code for a protein of 586 amino acids. The record is from RefSeq and is a predicted model, not a curated record.
AUCAUUGUGUUGAGGAUGAGUGCUGUCACUUGGCGGCGUAUUUCUUUUCAUGUCGAAUUAAUGAUCAUUUAGCAAUGGGUUUCGGUCAUUAUUUGUGGUUCAUCACGUUUCUUUAUGUUUCAUAUAGUAACGGCGAAGAGAAACUCAAACUACUCACUGACAACAAUGAAUAUCAAAUGCUACCACCUCGUAUAUUUCUGCCUAUAAUCGCGCGUAACGUGGAACACUCCCUUCCAAACUGGCUCGGGUGUUUAGAGCGACUUGAUUAUCCUAAGGACAGAAUAUAUUUAUGGAUAAGGAGUGAUCAUAAUCUAGAUCACACUGCCAGUUUGCUUCACAUGUGGGUAAAAAAUGUCCGUUUUUUGUACCAUGGAAUCGACAUAAACACCACAAACAUAAAUGAUUCAUAUUCCGAUUCUGUGACUGUCAAUCAUUGGUCUCCCUUACGAUUCAAACGUUUGAUUCAUCUACGACAGACUGCAUUGGAGGAAGCCAGACGACUAUGGGCUGAUUAUAUACUUUUUUUAGACUGUGAUGUUUUUCUAACAAAUCCAAGUACUCUGUGGUCAUUGAUCGAGCAAAGAAAAACAAUCGUAUCUCCUAUGAUACCAUCAUUUGUUAAAAAGGCAGCAUAUUCAAACUUCUGGUGCGGUCGUGAUGAAAAAGGUUACUACAUGCGGACUGAUGAUUAUUUACCAAUAUUGAAAAGACAGAAUGUCGGUUGUCAUGAAGUAGUGAUGUUGCAUUCUGUUAUGUUAAUUGAUGUGCGACGUGCUGCAACUAGGAAACUUUAUUACGACCCGGAAGGCUCAUCUUAUGAUGGACCUUAUGAUGAUGUCAUGGUGUUUGCUCAUUCAGUUAAAGAAGCAGGAUUAAAGUUUUAUGUAUUGAAUAAAGAGCCAUAUGGAAAUUUAAUCCAGCCAGUAUCUUGGAGGUCCAGUCUACAUUAUACACAGAUGAAAUUUCAGCACACCAAAUUGGAACUCAUUGUUGAUGAUAUUGAAAUGGUGGAAAGUGCUUAUUUGCCUGUUGCAUACCCAAUUGCUGAUAAAGCUGGCUUUGAUGAGGUGUUUGUAAUCAACCUGGCUCGUCGUCCAGAUAGAAGAAAGAAAAUGAAGUUAUCUUUACAACUGUUAGGAAUAAAUGCAACUUUUGUUGAUGGAUAUGAUGGCAAACGUGUCUCAGACGAAGAAAUUGAUAAUCUUGGUAUUCAAGUUCUUGAUGGUUAUGCAGAUCCAUACCAUGGAAGACCGGUGACAAAAGGUGAAAUUGGCUGCUUUAUGAGCCACUUCUUAAUAUGGGAGAAGAUGGUGCGUGAAAAUCUUAAGGUUGUUAUGCUUCUGGAAGAUGAUAUUAGAUUUGAACUUGACUUUAGGAAAAAACUAAAUAAUGUAAUGAAAGAGGCUCAAAAACUGGAGUGGGACUUUAUGUAUCUUGGUCGCAAGUUGGUUAAUGAACAAGCUCGAGAUAUGUACAUCCCAGAUGUUAAGCUUUUGGUCAGACCUGGUUACUCUUGGUGGACUUUAGGAUAUGUCAUUACUUUAGAAGGUGCAAAAAAAUUGUUGGCACCAAAUCCAUUGCAAAGAUUCGUACCUGUUGAUGAGUAUAUACCCAUUAUGUUUGACCAACAUCCAGAAAAAGAUUGGGUUGCACAGUUCGAAGUGCGUGAUUUAAUAGCACUCUCUGCCUCUCCUUAUGUCCUUUAUCCAACACAUUAUAUUGGCGACGAAGGAUACUUUAGUGACACUGAAACUUCAACAUUUGCACCCAGAAGCAAUAAGACAAACGAGAAGACAGAUGAUUCAGGUGCACCUUCUUCUAAAGCCGAAUUGUGAUUGUAGUAUUAUGGCAAACAACCAUGCAGUUCUUAGUUUGGUUUGUUUCUCUGAAAAAGCAAGUGAUGUAAUUGAUUUUCUUUAAAAAAAUGAAUGUUUAUUUCAGUAAAGCUUACACAGAAUAAGAAAAUAUUUAAGCUUUUUUCAUGGUUUAAAAUAUUUUCAUCAUUUGCACUGUACAAUGUCUGCUAUACUGGAUGCGAUUUUUUAAAUUAAAUGCUUGUUUUCAUCUA